Molecule: messenger RNA, 844 nt
Organism: Osmerus eperlanus (European smelt)
Lineage: Eukaryota; Metazoa; Chordata; Actinopteri; Osmeriformes; Osmeridae
Product: L-rhamnose-binding lectin CSL3-like
Exons: 9
Coding region: 90-746 (218 amino acids)
Molecular function (GO): carbohydrate binding
Source: RefSeq, a predicted model, not a curated record
AUCCAACACAUGCAGCUUCUGUUUGUCCAUGAGUCUGAAUUUUUGCCUCUAUUAAUACAAGUUGUUUGAGGUGAGGUUGUUUUAGUAUAAUGUCUAGAAACACCAUGAGUCCUCGUCUCACGCUGGGUGCUCUGAUCUUGCUGGCAUGUUGUAUGUCUACAGGAGCAGUGACUACAGACAUCUGUGAAGGUCAGCAGGCCACCUUGAACUGUGGGAGUUCUGUGAUCAACGUGGUCAGUGCUAACUAUGGACGCACCGACCGUGUGACCUGCAUCUCUGGUCGUCCACGACAUCAGAUUCGCAACACCAACUGCCUCAACCCCGCAACCUUCCCGUUGGUGACUAGCAUGUGCAAUGGGCAUACAAGCUGUUCUCUGGAUGCCUCCAACUCUGUGUUCUCUGAUCCCUGUUAUGGAACCUACAAAUACCUGCAUGUGAUCUACAACUGCAUUCCCCCAAAGACGACAGUGAUCUGUGAAGGUCAGCAGGCUACCCUAAACUGUGGGAGUUCUCAUAUCAACGUUGUCAGUGCUAACUAUGGACGCACAGACAGGGUGACCUGCAUCACUGGUCGUCCACCAAGCCAGAUUAGCAACACCAACUGCCUCAACCCCACAACCUUGCUGUCGGUGGCUGGCAUGUGCAAUGGACAUACAAGCUGUUCUCUGUCUGCCUCCAACUCUGUGUUCUCGGAUCCCUGUUAUGGAACCUACAAAUACCUGUAUGUGACCUAUACCUGCACAUGACCUACACCUGCGUGAGUAUUGUUGGGUCGAAGGAGUGGAACAGCCUGGACCUGGAUGUGAACCUGGUUCAAUAUUGAAUAAAUUCCACCAUUUACAUG